Molecule: messenger RNA, 2928 nt
Organism: Neodiprion virginianus
Lineage: Eukaryota; Metazoa; Arthropoda; Insecta; Hymenoptera; Diprionidae
Exons: 2
Coding region: 1-2928 (975 amino acids)
Biological process (GO): DNA integration
Molecular function (GO): nucleic acid binding
Source: RefSeq, a predicted model, not a curated record
AUGCUCCUUCGUUUGGAAAAAAGGUUCGGUAGCGACGCGAAACUCAAGGAGGCUUACUCGAGCUUCCUUCGUGAAUAUCGUGAACUCGGGCACAUGCGUCGCGCUAUCAAUAUACCUGAAGACAAUUCCCGCGUGUUUUAUCUUUCCCAUCACGGUGUAGUUCGCGACAGCAGUUCAACAACAAAGUUAGGUGUCGUGUUCAACGGGUCUCAAAGAACCAACCUCGGACUCUCUCUCAAUGAAAAUCUUCUCGUCGGACCAAAAGUGCAAACCGACCUCGCGGACGUUCUCUUACGCUGGCGACAAUAUCCAGUCGCGUUCUCAUCAGACAUCGUCACGAUGUACCGACAAAUUUUGGUCCACAAUGAUGACCAAGAUUUUCAGCGAAUCCUCUGGAGGGAAGAACCAGAGCUACCGAUUGAAGAAUAUCAACUGACUACGGUAACGUAUGGUCUUGCAAGCGCUCCGUAUCUCGCGAUCCGUGUUCUUCAUCAACUGGUUCAGGACGAAGGUAAGCAGUAUCCCUUUGCGAGCCACGUCAUUCUCGAGAACACGUACGUCGACGACAUCCUCUCAGGAGCAGAGGACGUUGAUCAAGGUCGCGAGAAAAUCAACGAACUCAAUCAAAAGCUCAAGGCGGGCGGCUUUGAACUUCAAAAGUGGACUUCAAGCCACCCAGAAACUCUCGUUGACAUUUCUCGAAACCAUCAAGAGAUCGCGAUGCAUCUAAAUCUCGAUCAAAGUCCAUUCUUUCGGGCUCUCGGUCUUGCGUGGAGACCAGACAUCGACGCGUUCGCGUUCUCUCCGCAAAUUCAUCAAACUCGGGACAAUUUCACGAAACGAAAAGUUCUCUCACCGACCGCGCAGCUCUUUGAUCCUCUUGGAUGGCUCUCGCCGAUCACGAUCAGAGCCAAAAUCUUUAUGCAGGAAUUGUGGGCACUCGGUUUCGACUGGGACGAGCCGCUCUCAGCUUCAUUGUCCUCGCGAUGGAUCGAGUUUCUACAAGAUCUUCAAGGCAUCUCAGCUAUCACCAUCCCACGAUGGAUCGGGUUAAGUUCAGCAUCUCUCGGGAUAGAGAUCCACGGUUUCGCGGACGCCUCUCAAAGUGCAUUAGGCGCAGUGAUCUAUGCGCGAACGUAUAUCAACACUCACGAAGUGCGCGUUUCACUAGUGUGCGCGAAAACUAAAGUAGCGCCGCUAAAGAAGGUGACAAUUCCUCGUCUCGAACUCUGUGCUGCGAAUCUUCUCGUCCGUGCAUCUCCGGAGCAACUCCAAAAAUCAGAACUUUGGACCUUCGGACCAUCCUGGCUCUCGAAGCCUUCUGUCAAUUGGCCAUCCUUAUCUCCGCGACCGGAAGAAAACAUUCAUCUCGAGGAAAGAAAAGGGCUGUCGACGCACACCGCAACAGCUAAGGUGCUACAAAUCUGGGAUCUCGUCGAUCGCUACUCAAAACUAUCGACUCUCCUCAGAGUCACAUCAUUGUGUAAACGCGCAGCAAAUCGGUUCCUUGCGAAGACGACAUCGAAUCACGUAAACACGUCUAUCACUGUCGGACCGAUCUCUACUCUCGAAUUGAGCGACGUUCAACUGUUUUGGACCAAGGUGACCCAGCAGGCGUACUUCGCAGAAGAAAUUCGCCAAAUCGAGACAAGCUCAAGUCUCACUCGAAGUCAUCCACUAUCGCGACUCACGCUGUUCAUCGAUUCGAACGGAUUCCUCAGAGUCGGUGGUCGACUGAAUCACUCAUUGCUUUCGUAUGACGAAAAGCACCCGUUCAUCUUGCCUUGCGAAUCAUCGUUCUCCACAUUGGUCAUCGAUCAUCAUCAUCGGUUGACGCUCCACGGAGGUCCGCAACUCACUCUCGCCACAAUCCGACAGCGGUACUGGAUCCUGGGAGGAAGAGUACCGAUCCGCAUGUUCAUACAUCGUUGCGUUCCUUGUGUGCGUCAUCGCGCCACUCUCAGCAGCCAACAGAUGGGCCAACUCCCUCAGUCUCGAGUCACGCAAUCAAGGCCGUUUCUUCACUCUGGCGUUGACUACGCUGGUCCGUUCUCGAUUCGAGCCUCCCGCGGAAGAGGAGCGAAAUCAUGCAAGGGAUAUAUCGUUAUCUUCAUCUGCUUCACGACCUCGGCUGUGCAUCUCGAGCUAGUUUCGGACUACACGACGGAGGCAUUCAUCGCGGCGUACAAACGCUUCACAUCUCGACGAGGAAUUUGUGUCUCGAUCGCAAGCGAUUGUGGAACGAAUCUCGUUGGCGCAGACUCAGAACUUCGCCGUCUUCUCGCUGCAUCGUCAAAGGAGUUCUCAGAAAUCGCAAACAUCCUCGCAUCACACGGAACCCAGUGGCGGUUCAAUCCUCCCUCCGCGCCUCAUUUCGGUGGAAAAUGGGAAGCCGGAGUGAAAUCGGUCAAAUUUCAUCUCAAACGAGUCAUCGGAGAAGCUACUCAAACGUUCGAGCAAUUCGCGACGUUCCUCACGCAAGUAGAAGCCACGCUUAAUUCUCGACCUCUUUGCGCUAUCUCGGACGAUUCACGGGAUCCAAGUGCCUUGACUCCAGGACACUUUCUCGUCGGCUCAGCAUUAAACACAAUUCCUGAGCCGUCACUUAUCGAGGUGCCAGUUCAAUGGCUAUCGCAUUGGCAACACUCGCGUCAAAUGCUGGAGCAUUUUUGGAAACGGUGGAGUACGGAGUAUCUUCAGUCCUUCCAAAACCUCUCGAAAUGGCAGACUCAUUGCGGGAACAUCAAAAUCGGAUCCAUCGUUCUCGUAAAAAACGAAAAUCUACCUCCAUCUGUGUGGCCCCUCGCGAAAGUGAUCGAACUGAAUCCGGGAACCGACGGUCUUAUUCGCGUUGUGACCGUUAAAACGAAAUCCGCUGUGUUAAAACGUCCAAUCGUAAAAUUGUGUGUGCUUCCAGUGUCCUCUUAA